AUGGCAGACUUUCCCGAGACUGCCGACGGCACGUUGGUUGUCAUGGUGUGCCGUGCAAGGCACCUCCCAAACAGGCGCAAACUCGACAAACAGUCACCCUACGUGCUUCUUCGAAUCAACACCGUGGCACAGAAAACACCGGCGCAUUUCCGCGCGGGCCAGACGCCCGAAUGGACCCACGAAAUCCGGUUCCAGCUUUCCAGGGACCGCAAGGCCGUGAUGCGGCUCGACGUGUUGGACGAGACCAAGGCCGACCCGACGCCCAUCGGCGGCACGGAUAUCGACUGCGCAUCCGUCUUCCUGAACCCAGCAAACCUCCAGGAGUCCGGCAAAUACAUCCUCGACGGCUGGCACGACUUGUCCUUCAAGGACCGCUACGCCGGCAAGAUCUUCCUUGAAAUGACGUUCUACCCGAGUGCGCCGAUGGUCCCACCGAAGCUCGUGCACUCGGCCUCGGCACUUAAGCUUCUUCCCGAGGCUCCGGACGGCCCCGCAAACGACGACUUGCUCCGCCACCUGGCGCCCGCGGCCCCCACAGCGCCGGGCACGGCCGCCCACGACGUGUUUGUGUCGUCGCCGCCGCGAAAACAGCAUUUCUUCCACUCCGCCGGGCCCGAGCCGGCGCCGCCGGACGCCACCGUGUUUGUGGAGGGCACGCGGCCAAAAACAAGCCGCCUAGCCAAGCUCAAGGACAAAUUCAUGGCCAAGGAGCCCAUCACGGGGCUCUGGGCACACGACGCCAAGCCUGGCCCGAGAAGACGGUCGCACGGCGAUUCCGGCGAGUCGCUCAUGCCUGCACCCACCCCGCUAGACAACUUCGAGGAGCUCCUGUUGGAGAUGGGGAUCUAUCCGCCGACGGAGCAGAACAGCAACGGGGCCUCGGCCCGCCUUCCGCUGUCUUCUGCGCCGCCACCGCCCCCACAUUCCGCAUCCGGAGAUGUCAAGUCGCCGGAGCGGCCGGCCAACAUGCAAACCGCAUCCCUGCCGAGCCCGCCGAAAAGCCGCCGCAAGCCGCCGCCAGGCGUGACGGACCACUCGCCGUUGCCGUUCUUGGACACCACCAACAUCCCGUUUUCCGCAGACAACUUCCAGCUUGACGCCGGGCCCAGCGACUUGCUCCCGACCAAAGUGUUCCACAUGGACCGGCCGGUGAAGUCGCUCACGGUGCUGGACACGGACCGCGAGAGCCACCCUGUCAACCCGAACGAGAUCGAUCCUCGCUACUACGCCCCCACCCCCUCGGAACACUUGUCUUCCAGCUCGAAUUGGCAGAAUACGCCCAAGCGCUUCGAGGAAAGCGCCACGCACGACUCGGGGUACCUAGGCGAGGGCUCGUGGAGCAUGCCUAAGAACCCGAAGGGCAAAUUCUCGCCGUCUGUGUUCCAGAGGAUAAAUCUUGAGAACGCCGGCGAGGAAAACAAGCCGCCCGUACCGCCCAAGAUCCCUAGCGGCUUAUCAGAGAAGGAGUACUACGUUUUGGACAAGGACAAAUACUUGAAGGACAUCAACGGGCGGCGGUUUUGA
This is a messenger RNA of Metschnikowia bicuspidata var. bicuspidata NRRL YB-4993, 1524 nucleotides long. RefSeq names its product Inn1p (gene INN1). The record is from RefSeq and is a predicted model, not a curated record. The coding region runs from base 1 to 1524 and encodes 507 amino acids. The transcript has 2 exons. Lineage: Eukaryota; Fungi; Ascomycota; Pichiomycetes; Serinales; Metschnikowiaceae.